ACUGCUGCAAGGAAGUGUUCAAAGUUUAAACCGAAAAGUCCAAGUACCAGUGCGCACAGUGGAACUGAACAAACACAAGAGUGAAAGCAAAAGUGAAACUUUAAAGCCCCACAAUACAUGCAUAUAUGUAGAUGUUGGGGAUGCAUGUGUGAGGAGAGUGUUUAUGCAAGUGUUUGACGUUGAGUUGGCCAAGUGGAUUUCUAUUUUAGUGCCAUUGAACGAAGGCGGCAGCAGGCAACGUGCGAAGAAGGGCUGACUUUUGUUGCCUCUGUGCGUGUGUGUUUGUGUGUGGCACUAAAUUCUGCUGUGACUGACUGCAGCUUGUGCACGCUUUAAAAGGCGGCUCAGCUCUGCACGGCACGACACAUUGAGACAUUUUGCUAAAGUGCUUAAAGGCAUCUCAGUGUCAAGCGAUAGACUGACAAGUGCAUUGAGUGAUUGAAACAACCCAAAGACAGGAAGAACGAGAAGAGACAGAGACGCUUGGCAAGUGCACUCUGAUAUUUGGUCACCUUGUAGAAGGUAGGAGGACCAGGAAGUGGGCAGCCCAGCCAUGUGGAGCAGGCAGCGUAUGCGCCAUAAGCCGCUUUGGGCCCUAAUAUCCUUGACCGUUUUGCUGCUGGUCUUGGAUAAAAGCAAUGCCAACACGGAGACCGAUGAGACCACCAGCACAUCGGAGCCAGAUGCCUCUCCUGGCUGCCGUGCGCCGGAUGUUCGCUUCACAAUUGUCAAGCCGGAUGAGACGACGGAGCAGCCGUAUGCCAAGUUUGAGACGACACAGGUCUACCUGCCGGAGGAUUUCACCACGGCCGAUGUGGAAUUUGUCGACUCGGUGGCUGGGCGCAAUCCCAGCGAGAACCACGCGGCCAUUGUGAAUCCCUACUCGCUGGAUCUGGGCGAUGAGCAUCUGCAUGUGGGCGAUGCAGCGGCCAGUUUGGUGGACGAUGAUGAGCUGGACGACGACGAUGAGGAGCCGGGCACGGGCACGGAGGAGGGCAAGAAGCGCAUAAACAACAAUCGCAAGCAGGGCAAGAAGCGUCGCUCCGGCUCCGGGCGACGUCGUCGCAUCGAGAAUGACAACGGGCAGACGGGCAGGGGCAGGGGCAGUCGCUACAAGCGGCAUGCCAUACUCCAUGAUGCAGAUGCCUCCGCAGACACGGAUCGUUGGGCAGGCAGCAAGCUGGCCGCGGAGGGAGAUGUCUACUAUGUGCACAUUGCCGACAUCCUGAAGAGCCGCGAACCGAAUCGGGCGCUGCGCUCCAAGCUGCACAAGCUCAAGCAGAAGGCCAAGAUGAGGAAGUGCCUGGCGGAGGGCAACAAGGAGCAGUGUGCCAAGCUCAAGACAAAGAAGAAGAAGGCAGAGAAACCCAAGAAAGCGGAGGAGGAGGAGGAGGAGCAGAAGCAGAAGCAGCUGCCUGAAGCAGAGCCAAAGGAGGAACAGCAGCAGCCGCUGCAAGUGGAGCUGGAGCCGGCCGCCAGCCAUCAUCGCCGACGCGGUGACAGUCACGAUGCAGAGCUCGACCAGCGUGACCUGAAUCCGCGUUGGCGCAACCGUCGCAGCAUCGACGCUGCCAAGGGUGAUCUUGGUGAGCAGACGGAGCUGGAGCUGGAGCAACAGCAACAGCAAGAACAACUUCGCUACGUGAAUCAGUCGAGCAGUGCAGCAGUGGCCCUGCAACGUGUAAAGCGCAAGUCGGGCAAGACCACGGGUGCACUGAGCCGUCCGAAAGGUGGUGGCGACUCCAGUUCGAAGACCACCAGUCGCAAGGACAAGGGCAUCUACGACGAGGAGGCCGGCUACUCGCCCGUCCAUCCCGACGAGGAAUUCGACGAGGACGAGGAGGAGGAGGAAGAGGUGGACAUACUGCAGCAGUUUACCGAAGUCUCCGAGAUCCGUUUCCCAGGCGAGAUUGGACCCAUGGGCGAUCGUCGUCUAUGCAAGAUACGCUGUGUCAAGGGCAAGUGGGUGGGACCGCUGUGCGCCACCAAUGAGGAGGAUGAUAACGGGAAUGUGAAGUUUCAGCCCCUGUACAAGAGCUGCCACGUGAAUCGGAUACCACCGCAUUUGCUGCUCAGCUAUCGGAACAUCUCAGUGACACCGAUACCACCAAAUCGCGGCUGGCGUAAAACGCGCUUAUCCAAAUCGACACUUCUCUCAAAUACAGAAAUUAACGUUGGCUGGGAUCUGCCGCAUGGACACUCGCUGCAGGCCCGCUGCCAGGAAUUGGGCAUCUACAAGCUGCUCGGGGAGUCGCGUGUGCUCUGCUCCAAUGGGCUGUGGGCUCCUCGCAUGCCCAGCUGUGUGCCCACCACUGUGCUGACCAACUACUCGGAGGACAGUGCCCCGUCCAUUCGCAUCAAGAUCUUCAAUGGCUCCCACUCGUUCGAGCCCUCCGGCGUGAUGGCUGUGCCACCGCACAGCACUGUGCUGAUGGACUGCAUGUAUCCACGGGUGCGUGGCACCCCCGAGUGGAGCUGGACCAGCUGGUACAUGCAGUACGCGACAGGUUGGUCUCCCGCACAGGAGGAGAAGGCUGUACGCUAUCGUCUGAGCAUCAAGAAUAUCGAAAACAAUGAUUCGGGCACCUUUACCUGCACUUCGCCGCGCGGACUGACAAACAGCAUUGCCGUCGUGGUGGCCACUUCGACGUGCCCGCAGCUGACAGAGCCGCUGGCGCCGCUCAGGCUGCGCCUCGAGGGCAACAAGCUCGGCCAGCGUGCUCUGUAUGAAUGCCCCGAGGGCUUCCGGCUGGAUGGCGCUUGGAAUGCCACCUGCCUGGCCUCCGGCAAUUGGUCAUCGCCGCCGCCAACAUGCCACUCCAUCCAAUGCCCGCGCCUCGAACUCGACGAUCCACAUCUCAGUCUCAUUGAACUCAAUACCUCGGCAUGGGGGCGCGCGGUGUUCAAAUGCCAGUGGGGUUUCAAGUUGACCGGACCGGCACAGCUGGACUGUGAGCCGACGGGCGUCUGGAGUGGCCCCGUUCCGCGUUGCAAAGUCAUUCAGUGCGUGAUGCCAGUGGCGCCGCUCAAUGGACGCAUUGGGGGUACGAGUCUCAGUCAGCGGCGGUUGACCGUGGGCGCUCUGGUCACAUUCAGUUGCAAUGAUGGGCACACCCUGGUGGGCGAGUCGAGUAUCAUUUGCACGGAGAACGGAUUCUGGUCGCACUCGCCGCCAUUUUGCAAGUCGCAGUGUCCGUAUCCCGGCGACCCGCCCAACGGUCUGAUAGCUCCCCUCAAGUUCAACUACGAUGCGGGCGACUACCUGAGCGUACAGUGCCGGCCCGGCUUUGUGCAAACUAACGAGGACCACCGGAACACGGGGCCGCCCGAGCGACCGAAGUGCCAGCCGGAUGGCAAGUGGUCCGGCCCGCUGCCAAAGUGCCGCAGCUACGAGGAGGUGUAACCGCACACAAACAUAUAGAGAAAAUCCCAAGACGCCAUUCCAUUUGAUUGGAUCGAGCUGGCAGCCGCCCUAAUUUAGUAUUAUGUGAACACCACCCAUCCAACCAAGGUGAAUAAUGUGGAAUGUGUGCUAGAAAAAUUCCAAAUUCAAGCAAAAAGCAGAAAACAGAACGACAACAAGAACAUCAAGAAACCGAGUGAUAUUUAGAUUAACUUAGUGAGAGGUAUCAAAAUUAAUAAAUAUUUUACUAGAUAUGUUCAUUCCACACCUAAAUUAUACACAGAAACACAAAUGUAUGUACUUUUUAUUGCAUUGCACUACACUACAAAAAUAGUCUUUAGUCUGAGCUCUCUCGCUCUCUAUACCGCUGCUGCACAGGCCCACCCCACACGAAAAAAAGUCCCAGUCUUCUCCAAAGGAUUAGGUUGAUCUCAAGCAAGCUACAUGCAUAUAUUCAUACACAAUAUUUAUUGUAUGGAAGAUAAUCGUAUUUUGUUCUUCUGAUUGUAAAACUUUUCAAAAUAAUAUUCAGUAAUCGUUUCGCUUGAAGUUUGAACAGAAUAAUUCUUGUACUUGAAUAUAUAAAGGAAUAUUUAAUCCAAUGCUAAUUACAGGUAUUUAUGUAUUAUGGUUGCAAAUCAAAGUUGCAUAAGAAAUGUAAAUGUUGAAACAAACAAAACCACACACUUACCCACAGUAAAUAUAUACAAAACAUAUGCAGAAUAUUAAUUCUACUAUCAAAAUAAAUGUUGAAACCCGAAGGAAGCCGCAAAAGAGUUGCACCCACAUACACACAAUUAGUUAGGAGAAACGAAAAGUAAUGCAAAUCCAAAGUAAAAGUAAAAGCAAAAGCAAAGCGAAACGAAACGAAAUGAAGCCCCUGGAUUCCUGGGGGCAGUUGAAAGUCAUGUCCUUUUAAUAUCUCUCACAUGGAGAAGGACAUGUGUACCGUACAGAGUGUAUAAGCAGCUGCAGUGCAUGUGUGGUGUGUAAAGAGAUGGACAUUUUAAAUAAAUUACGAAUAUUGUGUAAAAUGCAA
Drosophila guanche is the source of this 4442-nucleotide messenger RNA. It is a transcript of the gene hig, whose product is annotated as locomotion-related protein Hikaru genki. Bases 554 to 3403 code for a protein of 949 amino acids. The record is from RefSeq and is a predicted model, not a curated record. NCBI's taxonomy places the organism in Eukaryota, Metazoa, Arthropoda, Insecta, Diptera, Drosophilidae. The transcript is spliced from 9 exons.